CUACAUCCGUUUCACAAUUCGCAUGGCACGCUGGGACGUGGGGAGCCCAGCGGUAGUGGAAUUCGCCCUCUACGAUAACCAUGCAAUUCCAAGACUGAGUUAUCAGCGAAAGGCCACCACACUCCGUUUCAAUUUGAGAUGAGAGAUCAUUGUCAAUGGGUGUGAGCCGGCUGGAUGUUCUUUACAGAAAGCUUCUUCUCACCAAGCUUUUCAUCCAAGGUUGGGGAAAGCCUGAUGAUCUGAAAAGAAUAUUUAAGUUAAGGAAAAUCAUUGGCAAUAGAGAGAAGUGUAAGGAACUGGUACCUAAGGACUAUCCUGUGUUUAUUGACAAGGUAGAAGACCAGUCUGACUGCAAAAUACACAAUGGGUAUUUCAUAUCUCCCCUGGAACACAUUGUUCCUGGUAUCUUGCCAUCAGAGUCCAUCAAAGCCAGGUUCCAGUUUAUAGUUCCAAAGAAGUGGAAAAACCACAAGCCAGUAUGUAUUCACUUGGCUGGGACUGGAGAUCAUUUCUUCUGGAAGAGGCGGACCCUCAUGGCCAGACCCAUGAUAAAGGAGGCAGGAAUGGCUUCACUUCUCCUGGAAAACCCUUAUUAUGGAUACCGGAAACCAAAAGAACAAGUUCGUUCCAGCCUGAGGAAUGUGUCUGACCUCUUUGUGAUGGGAGCAGCACUCAUCCUGGAGUCUGCAGUGCUGCUACACUGGCUAGAGAGGGAGGACUACUGGCCCCUCGGCAUGACUGGUAUCUCAAUGGGAGGGCAUAUGGCAUCCUUAGCUGUAACCAACUGGCCAAAGCCCAUACCGCUGAUUCCCUGUCUCUCCUGGACCACAGCUUCCAAUGUUUUUACCACAGGUGUUUUGAGCAAAGCUGUGAACUGGAGGGAACUGGAGAAGCAGUAUGCAAUGCACUCUGUGUACGAACAGGAGAUCAUCAGACUGUUGGAGUACUGUGGGGUUGAUUCCUUCAAGAUGGGUCAGGAGUUUCUAAAGAGCUCACUUGACACGCUUUCUGGUCUGGAUCUCUCCACGGACAUCUUGGGUCUGCAUGCCCCCGAGAGGGACCGCAUGGGGCUGCGCACCUCUGCCCUGCACUCCCGGGCCGGGGAAGAAGCUAAUGGACAGGACCAACUGAUUGGACGGGAACACGAUCAUGGGCUGGACCAGAUUCUUUCCUCUGUGAACAUGCAGCACACCAACAUCAACAAGGGCAGUGGCAGCGGGUGGCAGCGCCAGUCCCUCCACAUUGAGUCUCUGGACUUUAUGAAGGGUGUCAUGGAUGAGUGCACACACAUCGCUAACUUCUCAGUGCCGUUGGAUCCCAGUCUGAUCAUUGUGAUACAGGCAAAGGAAGAUGCUUAUAUUCCACGCACCGGUGUGCGCAGUCUACAAGAGAUCUGGCCAGGCUGUGAGGUGCGGUAUCUCAACGGUGGCCACGUCAGCGCCUACCUCUUCAAACAGGGACUUUUUCGGCAAGCCAUCUAUGAUGCCUACGACCGAUACCUUGAAAAGUAUUCCAAUACCUAGCCACUAAAACAGAAACUCAUCCUCACAGGAAAAGGAUGCCAUUUUCUAAUUUGUAAAUAAUUUCAAAGUAUGCAGUACAAUUUGAGAAUGUCAAACAAAUCAUGAAGGAUACAUUUGUAACAUGUUAUCCAUACACUUACAAUGUGGUGCUACUGAAAUGACAAUUAUGUAAAAAAAUGGAAUCUAUUGUUUAUAUGGGUAUAGAUGUCUUCUAAAGCGCACACAUGAUCCCACAUUUGCCAAUUCCACACUUUGUGCUUCUCAACCCAUCUUUAGUCAUGUUGAUGCCUUCACCCGUUAUUCUAGGACUAAAGGCUUUGAUCAAGAUGCGCCUCACUUUAUCUUAACAUGUUCAUAUCUUUCCCCCAAACCUGUCCUGCCCCACAUUGAAUUAUUCUCAAUAUUUCUGAUCCUGCCCUGUAUAACAUGUUAUACACCUGCUACUUCUUACAAAAGUUUAGAUGGGGGAUAUUGUGUCAGAGCAGGCUCUCCAACACUGUUCCUGGAGAGCUACCCUUCUGUGGGUUUUUGCUCCAACCCCAGUUGUAACUAACCUUAUUCAGCAUAUCGACCAGCUAAUUAUUAGAAUCAGGUGUGCUAGAUUAGGGUUGGAGUUAACCUACAGGACAGUCGCGCUCCAGUAUUGGAGUAAACACAGAGUUAAUAGUAUAAUUUAAUAGUAAAUGGUCUACUCCCUCAUAAACCAAAUGUUUUAUAAUUAUCACAAAUGUUCCUAAACAAUGUUUUACUACUCCAGUGGACCUUCUGUUUUUAAACUCUGAAAUAAAAAGGUCAAUCUCUAUCAA
This is a messenger RNA of Salvelinus sp. IW2-2015, 2329 nucleotides long. RefSeq names its product abhydrolase domain containing 18 (gene abhd18). Lineage: Eukaryota; Metazoa; Chordata; Actinopteri; Salmoniformes; Salmonidae. The record is from RefSeq and is a predicted model, not a curated record.